AUGAAGCAUAAAACUCUAUUAUCAUAUGGAAAAGUUAAUUGCUUUUGAGUUUUCUCUACUUGUUGAGGUUGAGGCAACAGUGUUUUUUCUUGUUCCUAGCUAUGGUGGAUUGUUUUGGUCCAUCGCCCUUGGAUCCAGAUGAAGGCUCACGCUAUUGGAAAUGGAUGGAGAAGAAGAAAACGAAGGCUAGAGAUGGUGGUAUUUUACGAAUCAGCCCUAUCUUGAUUGUGCUUAUGUUGCAAAUAUGCAGAGUUGAUGCACAAGCUUGUCAGCUUCCUCAAGCUGAAGUGCAAGCUCUUCGCGAAAUUGCAGCGCAACUGGGAAAAAAAGAUUGGAAUUUUCUAGUAGACCCUUGCAGUGGUGAAUCCAGCUGGGCGACGCCAAAACCCGAAAGCAUGCUACUUUACAACAAUAGUAUCUUCUGCGAGUGCCUGGAUGGCGUAUACCAUGUUGUUCGCAUAAUUCUCAAAGGGCAAGAUCUUGAUGGUAUGCUUCCACCAUCAAUUGUGAAGCUGCCUUUCUUUAAGGAACUUGAUCUAACUCGUAACUAUCUUAGUGGCAAUAUACCGCGAGAAUGGGUUUCUACUAAACUGGAAAUUUUGUCCAUCUCAGUGAACCGCUUAACUGGUCAGGUUCCAAGUUACUUGGGAGAUAUCACCUCGCUCAAAUACUUGAACUUGGAUAACAAUCUCUUUUAUGGGACUGUUCCUGCUGAGCUCGGAAACUUGGUUGAUUUGGAAGUUCUCAUUCUUACUGCAAACAAUCUCUCUGGAUCAUUACCUCAGAAUCUCGCUAAGAUCACCAAAUUAAGAGAUUUUAGCAUUAGCAGUAACAACUUCAGUGGAAAAAUACCCAGUUUUAUUCAGAGUUGGAAACGACUUGAGAGGCUAGAGAUCCAAGGAAGUGGUCUUGAAGGGCCCAUUCCCUCUAGCAUAUCUGUCUUGACCAAUUUAACUGAUCUAAGGAUCAGUGACCUACUUGGGGAAGGUUCUAAGUUUCCAUAUUUACGAAGCAUGACAAAUAUGAAUUAUCUGAUGUUGAGGAGCUGCGGUAUGGCCGAAACUUUCCCUGACUAUAUAAUGAAAAUGGCAAAUCUGAAAAUUCUAGAUCUCAGUUUCAAUAAAUUGACUGGAAAUCCUUCAGAGCCAACAAAUGAUGAUGCCUUGUCAAUCUGUCUUUCAAACAAUUUGCUAAGUGGACCCAUCCCAGACUGGAUCAUCACCAGAGCAAGGAAAGGUGCAACCGAUAUUUCUUACAAUAAUUUUUCUGAAACUUCUGUCCAAGAUGCUUGUCGAGAUAAUCUGAAUUUGUUCAAAAGCUCUUCUGGAGGGAACAAUUUAAAAGCUGUGGAGUGCUCGGGCAAUAAUGCUUGUUCAAAAGAUCGAUAUUCAUUGCAUAUAAACUGCGGUGGAAGUGAAAUCACUAUUGGGAAGCUCAGGUAUGAAGCAGAUAAAACGUUCGGAGGCGAAGCACAACAAAUCUCCUUGAAAGACAAUUGGGAAGUUAGUACCACUGGCCGUUUUUGGGAUAUGAAAGAAAACAAACCAAACAUGUUUAUAGCAGAAAAUGUGUCCAUACUGAGUAUGAACAACUCCGAAUUGUACACAAGUGCACGUCUGUCUCCCCUCUCUCUCACAUACUAUGCACGUUGUUUAGCAAAUGGGAAUUACACUGUGAAGCUUCACUUCGCGGAGAUAGUAAUCAGAGAUAACAGAUCCUUCCAAAGUCUGGGAAGACGGAUAUUUGAUGUUUAUAUCCAGGAUGAAAUCGUGUUGGAGGAUUUUGAAAUCAAGAAGAAAGCACCAGGGGUCGAUAAAGUACUAAUUACACCAUUUAAGGCAGUUGUUAAGGAUGGAAAUCUAGAGAUCCGCCUUCGAUGGGUUGGGAAAGGAACAACUACUGCCCCACAAAAAGGAAUAUAUGGUCCUCUCAUAUCUGCUAUUGACGUGGAAGCUGAUUUUAAGCCUCCUUUUGACUGGAAGAAGUACAUAGUGGCUGGAGCCGUUGUUUUGCCAUUACUCCUCAUUUUCAUCAUUGUAGGCACUCUUUGGUGGAAAGGCUGUUUAGGAGGCAGGAUAUCAAGGCAAAAAGAUCUUAAAGGGCUUGAUCUGCAAACCGGUUCCUUCACUUUGAGACAACUGAAAGCUGCCACUAACAAUUUUGAUUCUGCAAACAAGAUUGGAGAAGGUGGUUUUGGAUCUGUAUACAAGGGUGAAUUAUUAGAUGGCACCAUUAUAGCUGUGAAGCAACUGUCAUCCAAAUCCAGGCAAGGAAACCGUGAGUUUGUGACUGAAAUAGGAAUGAUAUCUGGUUUACAGCACCCAAAUCUGGUAAAGCUUUAUGGAUGUUGUAUUGAAGGAAGUCAGUUACUGCUGGUAUACGAGUAUAUGGAAAACAAUAGCCUGGCAUAUGCACUCUUUGAUUCAGAAACAAGUUCUCUGAUGUUGGAUUGGGCAACAAGGCAGAAGAUUUGUGUAGGAAUAGCAAGAGGCCUAGCAUUUCUCCAUGAAGAAUCAACACUCAGGAUCAUCCAUAGAGACAUCAAAGCAACCAAUGUCCUGCUUGAUAGGGAUCUGAAUGCCAAGAUAUCGGAUUUUGGACUAGCAAAGCUCUUUGAGGAGGAGAAUACUCACGUUAGCACCAGAAUUGCAGGAACUAUAGGAUAUAUGGCUCCAGAAUAUGCACUCUGGGGUUAUCUGACUGAAAAGGCAGAUGUUUACAGCUUUGGGGUUGUUGCUCUGGAAAUUGUCAGUGGAAGGAGCAAUGCCAGUUACAGGCCGAAAAGUGAUGCUGUUUGCCUUCUUGAUUGGGCCUUUAUUUUGCAACAGAAAGGAAAUUUAAUGGAGAUAGUGGACCCAAGGUUAGAGUCCGAAUUCAACAGGGAAGAGGCUGAAAGGAUGCUUAAAGUGGCUCUUUUAUGCACCAAUGCAUCACCAAUGAUAAGGCCUACAAUGUCAGCUGCUCUGAAUAUGCUUGGAGGACAAAAAAGCAUUGAGGAAGUGGUAUCAGAUCCUAGCAUUUAUGCUGAUGAUAUGCGAUUUAAACCCCUCAAGAGCCAUUACCAACAAAUUUCACACGGUGGUUCAAGCACAAGCCAGGUACCAAUUUUUUCAUCAGAUGAUACAGGUGUUGGAUCUUCCACUACAUCUGGUCAUGAUCUCUACCCCGUUAAUCCUGAGUCCACAAAUUUGAACUUCAGUGAAACUUCACCACUUUCAUGCUAGUAUUAAGUUCAAUAAGCAAGAUAGUUUCAGAAUUUCACAUGGUUCAUGUACUAGGUGAAUUUAUUUUGCUGUAAUAUAAUUCUCUUCUCGUCAGUGUUUCUAAGCUUCCAAAUAGUAUAACUAGUUUCAUGUUUUUAUACUGGCUCAUAUGUAGUAGGAUUAGCAGUAACAAUUUCAAUAGAAAAACUCUGUUUUAUUUAGUUUUGUAUACCACUUGAAAUCUUGUAUGUAGGGGUGGCUACUGGUUGGCAUUGGCUGUUCUGCUCUAGUAUAAAUAGUUAUGUAAACGAUUUGACAUGUUCUGUUU
Manihot esculenta (cassava) is the source of this 3531-nucleotide messenger RNA. RefSeq names its product probable LRR receptor-like serine/threonine-protein kinase At1g53420. Gene Ontology annotation, biological process: protein phosphorylation. The coding region runs from base 102 to 3224 and encodes 1040 amino acids. Lineage: Eukaryota; Viridiplantae; Streptophyta; Magnoliopsida; Malpighiales; Euphorbiaceae. The record is from RefSeq and is a predicted model, not a curated record. Gene Ontology annotation, molecular function: protein binding; ATP binding; protein kinase activity. The transcript is spliced from 25 exons.